CACUAUGCCAGUAGUUACUCCUCCCACGACACUCAUCCAUCUGAGAAAGCCUUCAGCUUGGAAGAAUCCGAUUCGAAAUCUUCUGCCGCAAACCCUAAUCAGAACUUCCCCGAUCCGGUCGUCAAUGUCGACUCCUGCCGCCGCUGCUGCUGCCGACAACGCCCACGUCCUCUCCCGUAGAGGCUCCAUCACUCACGUCAUAUUCGACAUGGACGGUCUUCUUCUCGACACAGAGAAGUUUUACACUGAAGUCCAGGAAAUCAUACUUGCUAGAUACAACAAGACAUUUGAUUGGUCUCUGAAGGCAAGGAUGAUGGGAAAAAAGGCGAUCGAGGCUGCUAGGGUUUUUGUUGAAGAAAGCGGAAUCAGUGACUCUCUUUCAGCUGAAGACUUCCUUGUAGAGAGGGAGUCUAUGUUGAAAAACCUCUUCCCCACAAGUGAACUAAUGCCAGGGGCUAGCCAGCUCAUCAAACAUCUCCAUGCGAAAGGAAUUCCAAUUGCUGUGGCAACAGGGACCCACAAGCGCCAUUUUGAGCUUAAAACACAAAGGCACCGAGAGCUUUUCUCCUUGAUGCAUCACAUAGUUCUUGGCGAUGAUCCUGAGGUAAAGCAAGGGAAACCCGCACCAGACGGCUUUCUGGCUGCAGCUAGGAGAUUUGAGGGUGGUCCAGUAGACUCGAGGAAGGUUCUGGUGUUUGAAGAUGCACCUUCUGGUGUUCUUGCUGCUAAAAACGCUGGAAUGAAUGUGGUAAUGGUGCCGGAUCCAAGAUUAGACAGCUCCUACCACAGCGACGCGGAUCAAGUUCUGGAAUCGCUGCUCAAGUUCGAACCAGAGGAAUGGGGGCUGCCUCCUUUCGAUGAUUGAAACAACUAGUCCUCAAAACUCCAUUCAUCACAUGAUUGCCUGCUUUCGCCCAUUUGUUCUUAUUUUAAGCCCAGGAAUCAAUUUGGACCGACACUAUUGUAUCUCGACAAUUUAAUUGUAUUCAUCGGCUACCCCUUAAGGCAGAGUAAUAAUUUGCUUUACAUUUCCAUU
Messenger RNA from Tarenaya hassleriana, 1036 nucleotides. RefSeq names its product (DL)-glycerol-3-phosphatase 2. Lineage: Eukaryota; Viridiplantae; Streptophyta; Magnoliopsida; Brassicales; Cleomaceae. The record is from RefSeq and is a predicted model, not a curated record. The coding region runs from base 5 to 865 and encodes 286 amino acids. Gene Ontology annotation, molecular function: sn-glycerol 3-phosphatase activity. The transcript has 6 exons. Gene Ontology annotation, biological process: glycerol biosynthetic process.